Necator americanus (New World hookworm) is the source of this 363-nucleotide messenger RNA. RefSeq lists its product as uncharacterized. The transcript has 2 exons. Gene Ontology annotation, biological process: DNA integration; DNA double-strand break processing; double-strand break repair via nonhomologous end joining. NCBI's taxonomy places the organism in Eukaryota, Metazoa, Nematoda, Chromadorea, Rhabditida, Ancylostomatidae. Gene Ontology annotation, cellular component: nucleus; condensed chromosome; site of double-strand break. The record is from RefSeq and is a predicted model, not a curated record. Gene Ontology annotation, molecular function: histone H3K4 methyltransferase activity; single-stranded DNA endonuclease activity; single-stranded DNA binding. The coding region runs from base 1 to 363 and encodes 120 amino acids.
AUGUCUCUCUAUGAAGGCGGGAGCUCGCAUCAUAUCACGGAUGGCUCUUCUGAUCCGAAUGAGACAUUCAAAUCAUGUGAUCUCGUGAUCAAUCAGUCAGCGUUCCAUACUAGCCGUCUUCGAUCCAAGGUGUCUAAGAUGUCUAAUCGCAAUGUUCGUCAAAUUUACUUCUACGAGUUCAAACUGGGCCGGACUGCCGCUCAAACCGCUCGAAAUAUCAACGAAGUAUGGGGCCAGGGAAGUAGCAACGAAUGCACAGCACAACGUUGGUUCCAAAAGUUUCGUGCCGGCAACACCAGCCUCGAAGACGAAUCGCAUGGCAGCCGUCCACUAAUCCUUGAUAACUUUUCUGAACUUUUCUGA